Pyrus x bretschneideri (Chinese white pear) is the source of this 1025-nucleotide messenger RNA. RefSeq lists its product as uncharacterized. The record is from RefSeq and is a predicted model, not a curated record. The coding region runs from base 157 to 795 and encodes 212 amino acids. The transcript is spliced from 2 exons. Lineage: Eukaryota; Viridiplantae; Streptophyta; Magnoliopsida; Rosales; Rosaceae. Gene Ontology annotation, molecular function: protein binding.
GACUGCCCCCCUUCCUCCUGUUAUAUUUCCCUUUCCAAAAUCACACCUAAUCUCUCUCUCUCUCUCUCUCUCUCUAUUGUUUGUGACCGGUGAUUUUGUUUUGAUUGUUGAAGCUCAUUUUUGCAAUCAUAUCCUAGGAUUUUGUUGCCGAGUCAGAUGACAGCUCCAAACAUGGCGAAGAUCGCCGCUUCUCUGGAGAGGUCUCUCCAAAAUUGCUCCCUAAACAACCACAACCACCACCACCACAACCACAGCAGCGGCGGCGGCGGCAGCAUCACAGUCGACGGCGAAGGACAAGGCUCGAGCGUCACUGACGGGGUAUUGGCCGCCACGGGGAUGCAGGGCAGGUCAUCGUCUUCAACCUCAUCAACCUCAGACGCCACUUUAGAGCUCAACUCCCAUGUCUCCCUUCCAUACCAUUGGGAACAAUGCCUCGAUUUAAAGACAGGGGAGGUAUACUACAUAAACUGGAGGAACGGGAUGAAGGCGAAAGAAGAUCCGAGGACAAGAGGAGAGUACAGUGGAGAUUUCUACUACUCGGAAGAAGAUGAAAACAGCUCGUAUGACAGCGAAGAGUCUUCGACCGAGUCGUCGCCAUCUUCGUGCAGAUACGAGCAGCACCAGCAGCCGGUAGAGAAUCUCAACAGCAACAACAAUAAUAAUAAUAAUGUGUUGGUAGUGGCUGGCUGCAAAGCCUGUCUCAUGUAUUUCAUGGUCCCGAAACAGCUCGAGGACUGCCCCAAAUGCUCCGGUCAACUUCUCCACUUUGAUCGAUCCGAAAAUGGCUCCCCAUGAUCAUCACCCGCUCACAUUCAUUUUCUUCUUAGUUUCUUAGUUAAUUUUAAUUUGUUUUUAAUCAUGUUUUGGCUUUUUUCACCUAGAACAAACCCUUUUGUGCUCUGAGAAUAUGAAACUACAGACAAAUCACAAAUGGGUUUUUAGUUUUUAGUAUUUAGUAAUUUUGUAGUUUAAUUUGUUGAUUGCUUAGCUCCUUUAUUUUAUUUUAUUUUAUUUUUUCUUGUCAA